Molecule: messenger RNA, 4354 nt
Organism: Condylostylus longicornis
Lineage: Eukaryota; Metazoa; Arthropoda; Insecta; Diptera; Dolichopodidae
Gene: Iru
Product: E3 ubiquitin-protein ligase Iruka
Exons: 6
Coding region: 180-1715 (511 amino acids)
Biological process (GO): positive regulation of DNA-templated transcription; ubiquitin-dependent protein catabolic process; protein ubiquitination
Cellular component (GO): nucleoplasm; cytoplasm
Molecular function (GO): ubiquitin protein ligase activity
Source: RefSeq, a predicted model, not a curated record
UAAAUGAGUAAUCAAGGGAGAUGUCAAUUUAAAAUAUAGUCAAUAAAAAGUUAGCAAGGUUCUUUUAAAUCGUGAGAAGUGUCUGAUAUAAUUUUAUUGCCAUUUUGUAAUUCAAAACAGGUUAUUUGACGCAAAACUUCGAUAUAUUUAAUCGAUUGGAUAAAGAAAAAUAACAAAAAAUGGCUGAAGCUGCUGUUGAGGACAGACCUUUAAGAUUUUUUUGCCAUGUUUGUGACGUAGAAGUGCAGUCAGUCAGUUCAGAAUAUACCUGUCCCCUGUGUUCAGGUGGAUUUAUAGAAGAACUGCCUGCAGCUGCUGCAACCACUUCAGCAGAAAAUUCUUCAUCAAAUGAUAUAGAAAUGGAUGAUUUGGAUUUUUUGGCCACAUUAUCAUCAUUUCUGGCUCGAGAUGGCGGUCGUCCUCCAGAUGCAGUGAAUACGGACGAUAGUACAACAAAUUUUUUUAGUAAUUCUGGAAAUACUUCGACAGCAAACGGUUCUAAUAAUGAAGUUGGAAAUAGUAUAGUUGGUAACUCUAAUUCUUUUGGUUCAGGAUCAUGGACUCGACAUGGCAGAGGUAAUAUUAACAAUGAUUAUACAACUGGAACUGGACGAAGACCGAGACGGGGAAGACUACCGAAUUUUGAGAGGUUUGAUAACGUUCUAUUAGAAAUAUUACAUACAUUGUCUGGAGGAAGUGAUGGGUCUCUUGGUAAUGCAUCAAUGUUUUUUAUGGGUAAUCCUGGAGAUUAUGCUUGGGGAAGGGAAGGAAUCGAUACAAUAGUAACGCAAUUGUUGAACCAAAUGGAUACAACGGGUCCUCCUCCGCUACCAAAAGAGAAAAUAGAUGAAAUACCAAAGGUUGAAGUAACAAAAGAACAAGUAAACAUAAAACUGCAAUGUUCUGUAUGUUGGGAAGAUUUUAAAUUAGAAGAAAUUGUUCGAAAAUUACCUUGUCUUCACUUGUAUCACGAGAAUUGUAUUGUACCUUGGUUGGAGUUACAUGGAACAUGUCCUAUAUGCCGUAAAAGUUUAACUCAUGAAACAAAGGAUAUGGGUUCUAAUGCAAGAGGCGCUUCUUCUGAAAAUUCAAAUUUGUUGGGUGGUAGAGAAUCUGCAGAAGGUAAUAGUGCAGAUUCUAAUAGCAACGCGGUGGAAUUAUCGUUAAUAUCAAAUGCAACUGGCAAUAACAGAAACAAUGCAGGUAGUAUAAAUAGUAGUGGAUCUAGGAGAUUACAUAUUUCGUUGCCGAGGUUUACAUUAUUCGGUCAAUCAGACGCCAAUCGAUCAGCUCCAAACUCAUUUAAUUAUGAUUUGUCCGUCAAUAAUACGCAAACCAACAAUAGUAACCCAAACGGAAGUAUUACGCGGCCAGAAACUAUUACAAACGAAAUGCAAUCAAGGAGGACAUCGACUCCUUCAACGUCUUCAUUUGGUAUAGAACAAGAUAAUUACAAUAAAGUUUCCGGUUCAUCUUCAAGUACUAGUAAUAAAGGUCAGAAUGAUAGCAGUAAUACUAAUAACAGUGGAAGUGUUAAUAAUUUACUCAAAAGUAAAGAGACAUCCAUUAAUUUGAAUGCUGAAGGAAAUUGCAAUUCUAAUCAUACAGCAACAACAUCUACAAGUAUAACGCCAGCUACAUCAACUUCAAAUUCUGCACCACAAAAUGAUAUUUAUAAAUUUGAUGAUGGUCAAGUAGAUUAUGAAUUUGAUUAAACGGAAUUAUGUAUGCAUAAAUUAAAAUUCAAAAUCAACAUAAAAUAUCUUAAAUUGAAAUUUGAAAUUAAUAUAUAUUUAAAUGCAUACAUGAAAAUGUAAAUACACGUAUAUAUAUUUUCAAAAUAAAAUGUAGUGAAACAGUGACCGAAUAUUUAUGAAUGUAUUUAUAUAUUUAUAUCUCUAUUUAUAAAAUAUUUAUGUAUGUGCAUUAGGUUUAUGCACAUAUAAUUAUGUCUAUAUUUAAAUAUUAAUUUACAUAAUUAUAUCAACAUGGUUAUAUAUAUAAUAUAUCAUAUUGACAUAUUUCUUAUGGAUACAUGUCAUAUACAAAAUAUAUUAUAUUAUAUUAUAUAUUACAUACAAAAAUAUAUGUCAUUAUAGAGAUAUAAUAAUAUAAAUAUGCAAUUUGGAAAAAAUUCUUUGCAAAGGAAUUUUAAAAGCUCAAAGUAUUUUAAAACGAUGAGGUUCACCAAUAGGUAUAUGAAAUCAUUUCUUUUUCCUUUUUCAUAAUCGAGAAAAGUUAAAAGAAAGUGGGGCUUGUUUAAAUUUCUGACAAAGAAUUGAUUUUCCAAAAAUGUAUUUUCAAAUUUAAAAAAAAACUAGAAAAUUUGUUUUUUGGGAACGGACAAUUUUGCCACUUAUAAAAUUGUAAAAAGAGUAUGUAUGUAACUAUUUAUUAAAUUUUAUAUUAGUACACGAAUUAUGGUCUUAAAAAAUAAAACUCGAAAAAUGCAUGUUACAAAAACGACAAAAAUUCAAGUUUAGAAAUAAUUAGGAUUAUUUUUUGGAAUGUCCAAUUCGUAAAAUAAUAUUUUUCAAUUAUUAUGCGAUUUUACAUAUUUUGAGAACAAAUUCGUUUUUCAUUAGGACAAAACUACUUUAGUCUAGGCAUGUUCGAAGUUUAUUUUUAUCUAAAUUUUUGUAAUUAACACGGUAUUUUGCAUUCGAUUUUUAUAAAUCUUGAAAGAAAUCAUUUGGAGAAAUUUUCAGAAAAAUUUUACCAAUCCCAAAUUAAGAAUGGUUACGUGAUCCACCAUGGCAAAUAAAAAUUUUCUCUUCGUCUUCAAAAAAUUGAAUGAUUAUGCUUUUUUUAAGAUAACAAUAAUUGUUUACAAAACAUAACUACUUACAUGUAUUAUUCAUACAUUAUAAAUUUGCAAUUUUAAAUUUUUUAAAACCAAAAUUUUGAUACAUAUGUAUUCCUUUUUAGAAUACAAAUUCUCAAGCCUACGUGAAUUAUGUUUUAUAACAGAAGUUAACAUUACAAUAAAACAUAAUAUGUAUUUUUCAUUGAACAUGUUUCUAAAUUGCUAAAGUAAAACUUGUUAUUUUAAAAUAAAAUUUUGACAGGCUUUGACUAAGUUCAAAUAUUGUGAAUUUAAAGUUUUAAAUCUAUGUAAGCAAAUUUUUCAAUAAUUCAUUCAGAGUAAUUUUCAACUAAAAAUUGUGAUGAAAAGUAAUUGUACAUUUUGGAAGUGCACGUGCUUUCAAAUUUAGUAAUUCUUACGAAAUCUAUUUGAAUAACACAUUUUUCAAUAGGCUAGACAAAUUACCUAUAAACUAUUCAAUUAGUACAUGGUUUCCAUAAGCAUGUACUUAUGUACAUAUGUAAUUGUGUUAGGUGCAAGAAAUUUUAAUAUAAAUUUUUAAAUGAGAAAUUUCUGUUUACUAUUGUAAUUUAAUAUGAUUCUAUAUUUUAUGUAUUUUUUAAAUUUGAAUUUAUAUUUUAUGUAUUUUUUAAAUUUCGGUAGUCCUAAAAGAAAUUAGUGAUUUUUUCAUGCAUUUUGAAAACUUAAUUUUUAAUACAAAAACUGAACAUUGAUCAAUUAUAAUGUUCUUUUUUGCGCAAUCUCUUGCCAUCUUCCUGGUAAGCUCGUGAGUCUAAAUUCGUAAGACUUCUUGUUUUUAUUAGAAAAAAAGUGAACCAAGUGCGAAUUUAUAAUUAUAAUUAUUAUCGAAAGUUUUACCAUUCAAAUCGACAUAAAUGGCAAUCAGAUGGGAUAAGAUCAGGAAUAUAUGGUGGAUGUGACAUGGCUUCCCAAUCAAGCUCUAAUAAUUUUUGACGAGGGAUUAAAGAUGUGUGUGGUCUAGGGUUCUCAUGAUAAAAAAUAACACCUCGUUUAGUUGCGUUUGAGGAGUUUAAAACAUACAACACUCCCCCAAUGCCAACAAAGUGGCAGUAAAAUCUGCAUUUAUCAACCUUUGAAUUGUUUGUCGUGGCGUGUCGUGUUUGUACCUUGAUAGUUUUCGAUUCACGUUAUUGUAAACAAUCCAUUUUUUACUACCAGUGACGACUCGCUUAAAAAAUGGAUCGAAUUCAACGUGUUUCCAAUGCAAAUCAACAGCACUUAUAUGCUUGCCUAAAUGAAUUUCUUUCAUUCAUGUGGUACCCCAAUAUAAAGUUUUUUUACAAGAUCAAGACAUGUUAUAUGAUUAUCAAUGGUUGACUUCGGUAUAUUUAACUUCGCUCCAAUCUCACGCACAGUCAUGAUAUCGUCGAAUUUUAAUAGCUUGUGCUCCGUUUUUUUCAUUUACGGAAAUAAAAAAGCAAAAUAUGUCGAAAAUGCUCCCUUUUGAUUCAAUAUUAAAACUGAUGCCAAACCAACAAUCAUCGUUAACAAAUCGAUGCGAAAAUA